AUUGUCGUCGGCCCAAGUCAGUUGACUUCGAGAGCUGCGACGGCGCAGAACGUUGUACAAAAGUGUCGGGAAUUUCAAUGAGCUAAUAAAUUGAGUUGCGAAAGUGAGUUUAGUAGAAAGUGUGGGAAUAUGCGGAUACUUGCGGUUUUGCUCCUGGUGGGAUUAACCCAGGCUGUAUCUCCGCCUGAUGCCACAUUGGAAAGAUUUCUGAACGAGACCAAUCAGCAACUGGCUGUUAUUUAUGAUCAGGCUGUUUUGGCACAGUUGUUGAAUGAGCUGCGCGGUCCGAAUGAUUUGGUGGCUCUCCUGGAGAUCGAGGUCACCGAUGAUAAGCUUAUAAAGUACGUGCGGACACUAACAACACGCAAGGCCAAGUUCAAGCGUUUGGGAUUGGGUGAUUCCCGGCAGCGGAGGCUUCUGGACAAAAUUCCCCAAUUGGGCUAUGAGGCUCUGAGUGGCAGAGAUUUGAAGCUGGUCUACGCAUUGGCCUCCAGCAUGAGCGAUAAUUACCACAAUGUCAAGCUGUGUGCCUACAAACAGCCGGGGAACUGCACUCUAAGACUCAUACCCGACGUUCAGUCCAUAGUUCAAGGAAGCCGAGAUCUAGACGAGAUCGAAUAUUACUGGUUCGAGUGGCGCAGCCGCACGGGCUUGGCCACCAGAUCUCAGUUUGUUGACUUUAUGGAUCUGUACAAGAAGACCGCCCAGCUGAAUGGGUAUCCUCGUGCCGAGGACUAUUGGUUUCGAUCCCUGGAACUGAACGGCCAGGAGACCAUGACUCUGCUGGAUAAGAUAAUUCAUGGAUUGAGACCGCUGUUUCUUCAGUUUCAUGCCCAUGUCAGGGGAUCACUGAGGAAGAUGCAUGGGGAGCACUUGGUGCCUAGGUACAGACCCUAUCCCCAGCAUUUGGCAGAGGUCUUCAUUGGAAAUGCGUUCCGGCGGGUUCAGGCCGAAUGGUAUGUGGAUCUGCCGUCGCCGGAGAUCGGGUUGGCCAAUAUUACCCAGGAGCUGCACCGUCGAGGAUUGAGCACCACUCAAAGGGUUUUCUGGAAUGUGGCCGAGUACUUCAGAGCUCUGGGUUUUCCGCAGCUGGAGAACUCACUUUGGACUUAUGCCCAGAAAGUAUCCUCCGAUGAUGAUGAUCGCUGCUGGCACAAAGCCUGGCGAUACUAUGCUCUACCAAGGACGAACUUCACCUACUGCCCACUGAACGAUGAGGAGCGUUUCUUCAAUAUGUUUGAGGCCCAAUCGGAUUUGCAAUACUAUCGAGCUGCCUCGAUUCAACCAACUUUGCUCCAAGAGGAGCCCUUUCCCAAUUUCAGUGAUGCCAUCGGGAAGUGUUUCUCCAUGGCAGCCAGUUCACCGCGAUUCCUUAGAAAACUGGGAGUGCUGAGGGAUAACAAGUGGAAGGAGCUGCCCGCCCGUUUGAAUCGCCUGUAUAUUCAGGGCUUGAGGGUUGUGUUCCUGCUACCCGUCUUCUAUGUACUAGAUCGCUAUAGAGUUGAGGUCCUGGCAGGACAUAUUAAGGCGGAUGAUAAUGAGGCCUAUUGGAGGUUUACAGAACAUUAUACCGGAGCUGCUGCUCCAACGAAACGAACCAAUGAACAGUUCGAUGUGCCGGCCAAGCUUCUCAUGGAGGUAGAUGACCAGUAUGCCAGCAACUUCCUGAGCAUUGUUCUGCAGUUCCAACUCUUGAAACACUUUUGCACCAUAACUGGUCAGUUUGAAAUGGGCAAUCCCAGGAAACCACUGGACUUGUGUGACUUAUCCGAUCAGCGAGGCAUUGGAGAGAUUCUGAAACGGGCCAUGUCCCUGGGAUCUUCGGUUCACUAUAGGGAGGUCCUAAAGGUUCUUCUUGGUGAGCCUGAGAUCAGCAUAGAUGGACUGCUCACCUACUUUCAACCUCUGCAAGACUGGUUGCAACACCAGAAUCAAGAGAACAACCUGGAAGUGGGCUGGACAUAAGUUUUAGUAUUUAUCCAGUGAUAUUUUGGAAAUUUUAGCAUUAGUAAAUUAUUUAAAUAAAAACAUAAUAAUGG
Messenger RNA from Drosophila simulans, 2039 nucleotides. It is a transcript of the gene Ance-2, whose product is annotated as angiotensin-converting enzyme. The coding region runs from base 130 to 1965 and encodes 611 amino acids. Lineage: Eukaryota; Metazoa; Arthropoda; Insecta; Diptera; Drosophilidae. The transcript has 4 exons. Gene Ontology annotation, molecular function: peptidyl-dipeptidase activity; metallopeptidase activity. The record is from RefSeq and is a predicted model, not a curated record. Gene Ontology annotation, biological process: proteolysis. Gene Ontology annotation, cellular component: plasma membrane.